This is a messenger RNA of Sphaerulina musiva SO2202, 567 nucleotides long. RefSeq lists its product as uncharacterized. The transcript is spliced from 4 exons. Lineage: Eukaryota; Fungi; Ascomycota; Dothideomycetes; Mycosphaerellales; Mycosphaerellaceae. The record is from RefSeq and is a predicted model, not a curated record. The coding region runs from base 1 to 567 and encodes 188 amino acids. Gene Ontology annotation, biological process: mycotoxin biosynthetic process.
AUGUCCGAAGUCGACCACAGUCUGCACAUGAGGGAAUUCUCUCCUUGGAGCGAGAUUCCGACGCGAUAUGCAGCUGAUACGGCAGAUGUGGGACACGACGUGGAUGAUGCUUGGAAGGAAUUGGGAGUUUAUGAUAAACUCAUCAUUCUUCCCGUUCAAUAUGCUGAAGCAUACAAUCUUUCCGAGGAGAAACACUGGCUCGCCACUCCCGAAAGCCAUUGGAAUUUCCUUUGUCUCCACUGCAUCAACCUCCUCCGCCAAGCCCUCUACUACAACAACCCCUUUUACCGCUCUCACCACUCCUACACCUUCUGGCAUCGCCCCUCCUCAUCCUCCUCUCCAAACCCCGAAUCCCAAAUCCGCAACCAUCUCGCACACUGCGUCGACUCCCUCCGACAACUCGUCAUGUGUUGGUCCGAUUCCGACGUGCUACCGUUACUGGCAGCAGAAUUUCCGCUGCAUGUGGAUUUUGCGAGAAGGAAAAAAUGUCGCAAUUUUGAGAGCUUGAGGAGGUGGGUGGGGGACAUGCAGUGGGAGGGGGCGCACGAUCCGGCGCCGGUGCAUUAG